Messenger RNA from Sardina pilchardus (European sardine), 7542 nucleotides. RefSeq names its product Ral GEF with PH domain and SH3 binding motif 2 (gene ralgps2). The record is from RefSeq and is a predicted model, not a curated record. Gene Ontology annotation, cellular component: plasma membrane. Lineage: Eukaryota; Metazoa; Chordata; Actinopteri; Clupeiformes; Clupeidae. Gene Ontology annotation, molecular function: guanyl-nucleotide exchange factor activity. Gene Ontology annotation, biological process: Ras protein signal transduction; positive regulation of GTPase activity.
CACGGCUGUUGCCGAACGGAAUGCUCUUCUUGGAGCUAAACGUUUGCUGUUCUCGGAGUGUGGAUUGCAUCAAACGACGCGCAUAAUAUCGAAAAGAGAACAACUGAAAGAAAAUCUGAGGUGUUGACAGACGUGUGGCUGGGGACGAUACCGUGAGCAGUAUUUGGGAGGAGAGCAGAGUCUAGCACAUGCUACGUCACCAUGCUCAUCUGACACACAGCAGAGUGCCUGGCAGGCAAAGCUGAUCCCAGUUAGAAUCAUGAAGAGACUCCUUCGCUAGAGACGGAGGGUUCGGGAAUGAUGGAUGUCCCCAAUGGCCAAUCAAAUGUCUCCGCCUCUGCAGUCACGGCGUCCGAGAAGAGCAGCAGCUCGGAGUCCCUGAGCGACAAGGGCUCCUCGGAGCUGAAGAAGAGCUUUGACGCCGUCGUCUUUGAUGUGCUGAAGGUCACUCCUGAGGAAUAUGCAAGCCAGAUCACCCUCAUGGACGCGCCAGUCUUCAGAGCCAUCCAGCCGGAGGAGCUGUCGAGCUGCGGCUGGAACAAGAAGGAGAAGCACAUUUCUGCACCCAACGUUGUGGCCUUCACCCGCAGGUUCAACCAGACAAGUUUCUGGGUUGUACGGGAGAUCCUUCACGCCCAGACAUUGAAGAUAAGGGCAGAAGUAUUGAGUCUCUACAUCAGGACUGCCAAGAAACUGUGUGACAUGAACAACCUGCACGCGGUCAUGGCAGUGGUGUCCGGCCUCCAGAGCGCACCCAUCUUCAGACUCACCAAGACCUGGGCACUGCUGAGCCGGAAGGACAAGGCCGCGUUCGAGAGGCUCGAGUACCUGAUGGCCAAAGAGGACAACUACAAGCGCCUGAGAGACUUCAUCAGCAGCCAGAGCAUGACCUCCUGCAUCCCCUACCUAGGUCUGUACCUGUCGGACCUGACCUAUGUGGACUCUGCGUACCCCUCCACGGGCAGCAUCCUGGAGAACGAGCAGCGCUCCAACCUCAUGAACAACAUCCUGAGAAUCAUCUCGGACCUGCAGAGAUCCUGCGACUAUGAGAUCCAAGUAUUACCCCACGUGCAGAAGUAUCUCAACUCAGUACGGUACAUAGAGGAGCUGCAGAAGUUUGUGGAAGACGACAACUACAAGUUGUCCUUAAAGAUUGAACCUGCCACCAGCACCCCUCGCUCCACUGCCUCCAGAGAGGACCUCGUAGGACCUGAUGCGUCAGCUUCACCACUGUGUGGUCGCCGGGGCAUCAUCGCCGAGAGCUGCAAGGUCCCCGCCACGCCUCCCUCCCCACGCAACCUCCUCCCGUACGGACACAGGAAGUGCCACAGCCUGGGCUACAACUUCAUCCAUAAGACGAACACGGUGGAGUUCAAGAGCGCCACAUUCCCCAACGCCGGGUCCAGACACCUGCUGGACGACAGCGUCCUAGAGAGCCACACGCCCACACGUGGACACGCAGAGAGCUCCACGCUAUCCAGCGGCAUAUCAUUAGGAAGCAGCGAAGGCUCGGAACUCAGUGAGGAGAUGUCAUGGCCUGCUUUUGAAAGGACGCGCUUCUAUCACUCUCUGGGCCCAGUCACCCGUGUGGCCCGCAUUUCAUGCCGAGGAGUCCUCAAGCCCAGCAGCUCGGCGGAGUCGGAGGAGCUGGCGGUGCACCUGUAUCCAGGAGCGGUGACGCUGCAGGGAGUCCUGCGCCGGAAAACACUCCUCAAAGAGGGCAAAAAACCCACGAUUGGGUGGCUCUAUGUGAGACCCAGCUCUUCUACUACCCUGCCAAGUCUCUCAAGGCUACCGAGAGGAAGCACUUCAAGUCCACGGCCAGCAAGAGCGCGUCGGUGGUGGGGCUCAUGGCCAUGAUGCCAGACGACCCUGAGCAUCCCGACGUCUUCCUCCUGACCGACUCAGAGCACGGCAACUCUUACAAGUACCAGGCAGGCAACAGGAUGAACGCGCUUCUUUGGUUCAAACACCUGAGUACAGCGUGCCAGAGCAACAAGCAACAGGUCCCAGCUAAUCUGAUGUCCUUUGAGUGAGCGGCGUGGAGAGAGACACAGAUAACCGGGUGGAGAGCAAACAGGAAAACCAAACCGAGAAGAGAGCGAGGGAGAGAGACAGAAGAAGGAAGAGACUGGAGGAAAAGAAAAGAAGAGAGGAGAAACGAGAAGAAGAGUAGAGACUCAACAGUACUGGGAGCUCACCACUGCCAUGAGCCCACUCCUUAGCCUCACUGCUAUCCAGCCCAACCCCACCUGCCACCAUUGCCUUAAUGAGCGGGUGUGUGUGUGCGUGUGUGUAUGUUAGAGAGAAAGAGUGUGUGUGUGUGAGAGAGAGAGGGUCUGUGUGUGUGAGUGUGUGUGUGUGUGUGUGUGUGUGUGUGUGUGUGUGUGUGUGUGAGUGAGUGUGUGUGAGUGAGUGAGUGUGCAAACCUGCAGACACUUAGCAGCCCGAGCAGCACAGUUGCAGUUCCCCUCACUUGAGACUGCAGCAGGCCUAUUGACGAGGACCAUGGGCUGUCUCCUCUUCCUCUUCCUCUUCCUCUUCCUCCUCCUGCUGCUCUCUAUCUCUCUCUCUGUUUCUCUCUCUCUCUCUCUCUCACUUUCCCCCUAUCCACCUAUCCACCUAUUUUAUCUUUUAUACACUUUGCUCUGGACCUACAAACCAGCACCACCUCCCCAGAACUCUCAGAGCCAGAGCCAGAGCCAGCUCCCCUCCCAAACAAAAAGACACAAGAAGUAAAAGAGACGACACGAGAGGAGAGGAGAGGAGAGGAGGACGCCAAUGAGGAGCCUCUUGUGGAUCUUUUGGGGACUAGCGUACGUCUACUGGGGCAACAGAUGAUUGGUCCUCUCCUCUCUGGUGACUGUUGUUUUUUUUGUUGUCGCAUUAAUUCUUUACGCUUUGAGUGUUGGUUAUGGACUGUGUGUGUGUGUAAUAAGUGUUGGUUAUUGGCUGUCAUUUUGUGUGUGUGUGUGUGUGUUUCUUAGUGUGUGUGUGUGUGCACCUCUCACUCAGAAAUGGCUGGGGCACUCCUGCAUCAGCCUCUUGACAAAGCAGACUUUUAGACUAUAAAGUCAAGUUUGUCUCACGUGAUUUCACCCUCUUUUACACUUGAUCACACUCUAUACACCGUUCAUCCAUAACCACAACACUGAUUGUCUUUUCACUUACUUGACUUGGGCUCAAAGAAGCACGACGCAAGAUUUUCCACACUUGUGUCUCAUCCAACCAAGUAGACGUUUUACACUUGUUAAAAAAGUGAUUGCGACACGCAGAAAUGUAAAAAGGGCUCCAACACCUGAUGAAUACCAGAUGAAAAACUACAAUUCCCAGAGGCCUCUGAUAGAAUAUUCCCCCUCCUUCCCCCCUUGUGUCUCCUUGGCGAGCUCACCUGCAGAUCUGAAGAGCUAGAUGGACAGAUUGUGAAACGGAGGUGGGGGGAGGGUUGGUAAAGGUCACUGAAGUUCAUGUGAUGAAAAGGUUUCCUUAUCAGUUUUUCUUUCUUUCUUCUUUCUCGUUAUCUGUUCUUUGUUCGUGGCUGAGGUAUGUGAACCCAGCUGGGGUGAUAUGGAGGUGGACUCCCAAUGUCUCAGUGAUAGCCACUGGGAACAUCACCUUUUCAGAGGGAGAGAUUGUGCGAGUGGCCGCUUACCGUAAGCGGCUGCACGUUUUUCUUGUUUGAGGGUGAGAGAAGAAAGUAGUCACGUCCGUAGAAAAUCCCUCCUGUCCCCCCCGCCUGCUGAGACUGUACAGUCAGUGAGCCUGUGUUUUGUUUAUAUGUGUGUGUGUGUGUGUGUGUGUGUGUGUGUGUAUACACACCAACCCUCCCACAAGGGUGCAGAAAAACUAAGAGAAGGAAGUCACCAAAGUCAAUAUGAGAGCGUGUAUAGUUACCUUUUUUUUUCCGUUUUUUUCUUUGUUUUUUUUUCCUUUCUGAACUUCCUCCUUUUAGGUGUUGGUCUGCGACACAGCUGAAAUGCAAAGCUAUCAUGGAGCCAUUUGUUAUCUAUUUUUAGUUAUUUUUUUAUCGUUUAGUUCCUUUUUUAAAAUACUGUUUUAGUUUUCAAUCUGAUUUUGGGAGGCGGUGUCCAGUAUUACAGUGUAGACCAAGUUGCACAUGUCUAGGGUGUUUUAAUUGUCUGUUACUUUUUUAUGUUACAUUUCAGUCAAUGUCCUCUUUUGUUUGUUUUGCAUUUUAUUUAGUUUUUAUCUCUUUUUUUGUACCAUUUUCAACUUGUGGUCAUUUUUAUUUGUGAUGAACGAAGUUCCCGUGUGUCAUCCAUGGGAAGUUGUGUUAUGUACAGUAGAGCAACACUUUGUGUUGUCCUGUUGCAUUAAGGCGGGCCUGGACAAUGGUUCCGCAGGGAUCUCCCUAUGAGCUUAGAGGAGCUGUGGGAGUGUGUAAGUGUCAUAUAAUUGUCAUAUUAAGUUAACAGAAGACUAACCCAAUAACGUGUUGUGUGUUACAAUCCAACUCCAACUCUAGAACCUACUUAACCACACUUUGAUGUGCAAAUCUUUUUCUUGCCAGACACUGCAGAUUGUGUGUGUGUGUGUGUGUGCGUGUGUGUGCAUAAUGCAUAUGCCCGUGUGUGCCAGUGUACAGACAUAACAGCUGUUUUCUCAGACUUCUGGUGGGAGGGACUCAGGUGCAGGUCAGCAUUGUGGAAACCUCCUCCGAUGGGAUGAGGGUGUGAGCAGUGGGUGCUCACCUGUUCCCCCUCGAUUGAUUUGUUUCUUCCCAGCUUGGGCAAAUCCCUGACAGUUUUCAUGCAUGCCCUCCAUAGCAUUUCGGCACCACUUCAGAGAUUUUGUGUGUGUGUGUGUGUGUGUGUGUGUGUGUGGCUUGUCUUUUCUCCUCCAUUCUGUACACACAGUCCAUCUCUGUAUUCCUGACUUUGUGGAAUUGCUACUCUUACAGCGGACGAGUCCAUUAGUGAAGGAAAAGAGGCUAAUUUGUGCCAUUUAUGACUCGUGUCUACUGAGCACUUCUUCCUCCUUCCAGAAGCCUCAGCUGCGAUUUAGCUCAACCUGCUGAAUCAUUUGCCAGCCAUUAUGCCAUCAUCUGUCUGACCCCACACAAGCAUUUCACUGCACCAGCUUUUGUUUCCUUCAAAGUACAUCUGCAGGUUUUCUAAGGUUAUUCUUAAAGACAUUUCAUUUUCUUGGAGAAAUGUGCAUACGUUUCAUUGGUUAAGCACGGUGUGCUGACAAAGGGCAGCAGUGAAUGAUAUUGUUUUAAUGGUUGACUGCAGCAAAUGUGCCGUUAGUGAUGGUUGAUGGAGUUUGUAGCUGAUAGAUCCCUAGGGAUCAAUUAUUCAGAGCAGACAGACAUGUCAGAUUGUGAAGGUUAAAUGGAGAGGAAGUGGUGGUCUCUUCCGGAAUGAGACCUCCUUUGUAAUGAUGGAUCUGAUUGAAGGCGGAUGUUAAUCAACCCCAAAUCCUUUCGGUCCUCUCUUGAGUAGUCUUUUCUAAGGUUAACAUUAUGUAUGUAGUUCUAAAACUUUAAUUUCAUAAGCACCACUUCAGGAGCCUAUGUGAACAGAUCAACCUAGAUGAGAGAACAGCUUGAAAAGGUAUGAAAGGUAUUUCUGCAUUAAAAAAAAAAAAUCCCCCCCUAGGAUGGACAGGAUGCACGCAAAGUUUUGAAGGUUGUCUGAACAACAGACAAACCCAAAUACACCAGAAAGCACCUGUCCCUAUGUUCGAUAUCAGCGGGAAAACCACACACUGGUUUCGCCCGCUCAGUCCAACAGAGCUCCCUAGUGAAACGGACUUAGGUACAGAUGAGAGGAGGCUUUCGUGACAGCCAGGUGAUCAAGCUCUUCAGAGUGUGUUGUGGGAGUGGGAGAUGGAAAGAGUGUUUGUGUAGCGAAAGCCAGCCACUUUCAGACAGGCACCCUUCACUUAUCUGAUAUGAUUUGCGGUGUUUAAAAAGCUCUUGACCUUUUCUGCAAAUGACAAACAGUGAUUGCAUCACCAGCCUGUGACCCAUUUUGUCAUCUCCUCUCUUUCACUCUCUCUCUCUGUCUCACUCACUCACUCACUCACUCACUCUCAUUCUCUCACUCUACACUUCUCAUCUAUUCUGUAGCAUCUAUCAGGCUGUGACUAGUUUGGACGAGAAAGACAUUUCAGGGGAAAAUGCACAAAACCCAGACCAAGGGAAAGAGGAGCGCUGUGAGCAACAGAGAAAACAAAAAGAUCUGAACGGUGAUGAGGAGCAUUUCUACAGAAGAGAACUGGCCUGGAUACUGUGAACGCUUUACUCAGGAGCUGCUGCUCCAUUCAUGUCUGUCCUCCUUCACCACUCGCCACUCUCCAGUCUAUCGUCUGUGCCAUCCUCCAGCUCAGUGUAGCCCACCUACUGGAACCCCCCCCCCCCCACACACACACACACACACACACACACACACACACACACACACAACAAAAAAAACCCACCUCCUCAGCAUUUGUGCUGCAGUUUUUACACCUUUGCUCAGUCUUGUGCUGAAUGUUUACACAAGCGUCUAUGGUAUGCAUAAUUAAGGCACAGUGUGCUGCAUUCUCGCGGUAGAGCACAGCCAAUGUGAAAAGGUAAGCGGAGUCAGACAUGUGCCCUUAGGACAAGCUAUGAGUGGAUGUACAGUACAAUGGCUCAAAGGAAACUGGUUUUAUUAGGCUAACUAGUUGUCUCUGCGUUAGGUCAAGUGAGCCAUGUCUGUGCAUUACGGUAUAUGGAAUUAGCACACAGUUGUUAUACAGUGAAACAUGCAAAGGUUUUCCCUUUGACAGAAGUGUUUCUGUUACAAUGGAUGGGUUGUGUUUUGUUUGUUUGUGUGUGUGUGUGUGGGGGGGGGGGGUAUCCACCCCACCCCACCCCCCUCUAAGUGGAGCCCAUACUCUUUUGUGAAGGUAAUGCCCUGGGGCUGUGGGGCUGACUAAUGCAUUACCGUGUGAGUGUGUUCGAGGCAGAGCGAUUAAUUUGGCACAAUGCCUAGAAAGCACCUCAUGAGGCAGAGGAUGCAAGAUGAUUCAGGAUGCCAUGUGAUCCCUGUGCAUCUCUCCAAACACUCCCUCCCAUUUGACAUACACACACACAGCCCCCAUUAUCCCUGAGUCUCGCCAACCCACCCCUUCCCUCCCACACACAUGCACAAAAUCACCUCACUGCCCACCUAAAAGUCAUGUACCCUAGCCAGCACUAUGACCUCAAACCUGAGUGAUGUGCUCCUGGGUCUCUGAAGAAAGUCGACCCAAAUAAAUACUUCGGUUCAUUUUUUUUACCUUGUUUUUUUUUUUUUUUUUUCGUCAUUCACCUUUCUUCUGCAAUAUUGUGAACACCGCUUAAAUGCUGCGUUGACUGGGGUGAUGUGGAUGACUUGUGGGUGAAUGUGAGCACUUAGUGGGUGAUGUUUGCGUUGAGAGUGUUUGUUUUUGUGUGUGUGUGUGUGUGUGUGUGUGUUUGCGCAUAAGCUAGUGUAAAAACACUUUAGGUACUGGUUUAAUUAUACUCAUUUUGAUUCCUCCUUUUAAAAAUAAAACUACUUGAAUUAUUAA